AUGAUGCAUCAGGCGAUGCCAAGCGGCUUGGCAUCUGAAGUGCCUCCCAAGGAGCGGCGGCAGCCAGCUCGGCGCGCUGUAGAGAAGUGCCUUCUCCGGGGCGCGCUCCUUUUAGCCGCUUGCGCUGCUUCGAAUGGAGCAGGGCCCGGGAGCUUUGCCGGCGUGCGCGGAGCUACGCUGCCCAGGUCUCCCCGGUCUCCCAUCGUUGCCUUGGCGGCGGAGGCGGCAACACCGGCAUCAAUCACCAUCUCAAAGAAGAUGAGUGAGUUGGACGAGGCGGUUAAGGCUGUCGAGAAGCCGGAAGAAGAACUUUAUUGGAGGGUGCUGGCUUAUUGCACGGCUUGUCGAACGCCUUGGUGCAAGCUGCCAUUUCGAAGGCACACCUGCUUGAAGGGAGAUGCUAAAGCAGAAGGCGCACGGGGCAUGCGCUGUGACAUGUCUUGGGAGGCAUACACGGACCUUCUCACGAAGUCUGUGCCACUGAUCUCCCACAAGAAGGCGCAGAUCCUCACGCGAGAGUGCUGGAGUAAUGGCGAUGCGGAUCCUAGUGGGAUUGGCGUGGUGACCGACGCCCGCCUGCACAGAGGGCGUGUUUGA
This is a messenger RNA of Symbiodinium natans, 597 nucleotides long. Lineage: Eukaryota; Dinophyceae; Suessiales; Symbiodiniaceae. The record is from the annotation of a GenBank genome assembly.